GCCUACUCAUUAUCGCAAACCCCUCGCGCUCGCUCGAAAGUCGAAACCCCCGCUUUCGCCAUUCUCUCUCUCUUCGCUUAUCGCUAGGGUUUGCUCUACUUCUUCCCCAAAAUCCACUCGAUUACUUCCUCAAAUCAGGGGUUAUCUUCAAGCUAGGGUCGUCAAAUUUCUCGGUUUUCAGUUCGACAAUGGACUUCGGUGGACCUCGCAAGAGAGGCAGACAUGACGCUGCUGUUAAUGGCAAUGGCGGCUUCAAGAAAUCUCGUCCAGAAUCGGAGUCCUUCCAAACUGGUGUAGGAAGCAAAUCGAAGCCUUGCACAAAGUUUUUCAGCACGUCGGGCUGUCCAUUUGGUGAAGGGUGUCACUUCUUGCAUCAUGUCCCUGGUGGAUUCAAAGCUGUUUCCCAGAUGAUGAACCAUGGUGGUGCACCAGUUCCUCCACCAUCCAGGAAUCUCGCUGGUCCCCCGUCGUUCUCCGAUGGUCCAGCUGGACAGGCAGGCAAGACCAAGAUGUGCAACAAGUUUAAUUCUCCGGAAGGUUGUAAAUAUGGAGACAAGUGUCACUUUUCUCAUGGAGACAGGCAGCUUGGAAGGCCAUCCAUUCCAUCAUAUGAAGAUCCGCGAGGCAUGGGUUACAUGGGUGGCAGGAUGGGAGGCAGGAUGGAACCUCCACCUCCUGGUCUUGGUGCUGGCACCAACUUUGGGGACUCUAUUUCUGCCAAAGUAAGCAUUGAUGCUUCACUUGCUGGAGCAGUCAUAGGUAAAAGUGGGACAAACUCAAAGCAAAUAUGCCGUGUUACUGGGGUUAAGCUUGCAAUAAGGGACCAUGAGACUGACUCUAACAAAAGGAAUAUUGAACUCGAGGGCACCUUUCAUCAAAUCAAGCAAGCCUCUUCCAUGGUUCAGGAGCUCAUACGGAAUGUCAAGGCGGCUUCUGGCCCCCCUGCCAGGCAGAAUAAUACAGGACAUGGUGCACCCGGUGGCGGUAGCAAUUUCAAGACAAGGCUUUGUGAAAACUUCACCAAGGGAUCGUGCACAUUUGGAGACAGGUGCCACUUUGCUCAUGGUGCCGAUGAGAUGCGUAAAUCUGCAAUAUAAUCCAACAGUUCUCCAUUGUCCGUGCCUUUUCACCUUAAUUGGGAGUUUUGUUUGUCCAUCUGGAUAGUCAUGAAGGAUGUCAUGCUUAGUCUUCAGAGGCUGUUAGGUUUUUUUUUUUAAUCCUUUGUAAUCUGAUAUUUAUGCUAUUACAAUUAGUGAAGAUGAUGCGCUUAUGGAUUCUGCUAUACAUUUGUCAGAAUAUUAAGUUUCGAAGUUUCAAGGACUCGUAUUUAAACAAUGCUUAAUCUACUCUAGCAUUUCUACUCAA
Spinacia oleracea (spinach) is the source of this 1365-nucleotide messenger RNA. RefSeq names its product zinc finger CCCH domain-containing protein 14-like. Lineage: Eukaryota; Viridiplantae; Streptophyta; Magnoliopsida; Caryophyllales; Amaranthaceae. Gene Ontology annotation, molecular function: metal ion binding; mRNA binding. Bases 189 to 1097 code for a protein of 302 amino acids. The record is from RefSeq and is a predicted model, not a curated record. The transcript is spliced from 3 exons.